This is a messenger RNA of Dichotomopilus funicola, 846 nucleotides long. RefSeq lists its product as uncharacterized. The coding region runs from base 1 to 846 and encodes 281 amino acids. Lineage: Eukaryota; Fungi; Ascomycota; Sordariomycetes; Sordariales; Chaetomiaceae. The record is from RefSeq and is a predicted model, not a curated record. The transcript has 5 exons.
AUGCAAAGAUCCGGAAUUGUGGGAGUGGCACUCCACCUUCUGGCCCUGGGGUCAGCCCACGACGUCAAAUUCUCAAGAUGGAAUGCCCUAGAAGCCAAUUUCGCUGCGAACGGUGUUUACCGUCGUCAGUCAACACCACCAGGAUACCAUCCCGAGUUUGGCUCCUGUGGGAGUGGCACAACCUGCGAAAACGCAUGCGGUGCGAAUUGGGAGUCUUGCCAGGCAUCCACCGGUCUUUCCUUGUUUUGCUACAACAAGGUGGAUUUGGGACAGUCGUGCUGCGAAAACGGAUCCGGCCGAGCGUGUGACAAGGGCUUCUACUGUGCUUGGCAAGAAUUCGGAGGGAGGGUUUGGUGCUGUGAGGAUGGCCAAAGUCUAGAGGACUGCGGGUUACCGCAGGAUGCUAUUACAUCAAAGCAGCCAACAUCCACGGCUGGCACCCCAUCCACUUCACAUGAAGGCGGCCCAUCCUCAAGCGCAAAACCCACCGGAUCAACCACCGGCACGGGCGGUUUCCCAACAACCGACUCCCACUGCCCGGCUGAAACCGUGACGAAGACUGUCGUAUCCACCGUUCUGGUCGCAGCUACCACGGUGACGGUUACGGAGGCGGGCAGCGGAUGUUCGACUGGGCCUCACUCGUCCCAUAGCACAGCAGCUUCCGGGACUUCAUACAGCAGCUGGGACCCAACCACGAUCACGGGCCCGCCUGUCUCGUCUGCGACCUACUCCUCCUGGCCACCGGCAAACGGCACGUCGACAAGCUCGAUCGCGACGGCUGGGGCCAGUGGUCUGACUGUUAACGGUCUGGGCCUUGCUGCGGCUCUCUUAGCUCUCUGGGUGUAG